Molecule: messenger RNA, 492 nt
Organism: Mugil cephalus (flathead mullet)
Lineage: Eukaryota; Metazoa; Chordata; Actinopteri; Mugiliformes; Mugilidae
Product: retinal cone rhodopsin-sensitive cGMP 3',5'-cyclic phosphodiesterase subunit gamma-like
Exons: 4
Coding region: 48-320 (90 amino acids)
Biological process (GO): positive regulation of epidermal growth factor receptor signaling pathway; visual perception; positive regulation of G protein-coupled receptor signaling pathway
Cellular component (GO): photoreceptor outer segment membrane
Molecular function (GO): cGMP binding; 3',5'-cyclic-nucleotide phosphodiesterase activity
Source: RefSeq, a predicted model, not a curated record
UUCACAGCACUAACAAAAAAGAUACACAGCGGCAGAAGUGCAGAAGCAUGAAUGUGGAUGUGGCCAAACCUGGAGCAAAGACUGGCAUCAUAGGUCCACUCCUAGCCGUUGGCCCUGGCUCCCCACCUAAGGCUGUACGAAAGUUCAAACAGAGAAACACCCGCCAGUUCAAGAGCAAGCCCCCUAAAAGGGGGGUCAUUGGCUUUGGAGAGGAGAUCCCAGGAAUGGAAGGGCUUGGCACUGAUAUCACAGUAAUCUGCCCAUGGGAAGCGUACAGCCACCUAGAGCUGCAUGAACUAGCUCAGUAUGGCAUCAUCUGAACCUCUUCUCUGUGAGAUUAUCGUCAUAUUUACCAAAGGGAACCAACAGGGCAAAUUCAACUGGAAUUUGGAACUUGGAUUAUGAAUACAAGAUACUUUUGAGUGCAAACCUCCCACAAAUAUGUAAUAUGUUAAAUGUGAUAUGUGCCUGCAUAUUGUUGUUUAUUUUGUU